Cryptococcus wingfieldii CBS 7118 is the source of this 489-nucleotide messenger RNA. RefSeq lists its product as hypothetical. The transcript has a single exon. NCBI's taxonomy places the organism in Eukaryota, Fungi, Basidiomycota, Tremellomycetes, Tremellales, Cryptococcaceae. Bases 1 to 489 code for a protein of 162 amino acids. The record is from RefSeq and is a predicted model, not a curated record.
AUGAGCUACACACCUUCUGCUGGCUCUGGACGAAACGGCCAGCUCACUGUCUAUGGCGAUACACAGGAGUCUCGUAACAGUCGACGUCGAGCAAUCUUUAAAGAGCGAUACGAUCGGCUCACCCUGACGGAAGGUCGUUGGGGCAGUGAAGUGGAGCGAAUGAUGUGGGUUGCUGGAGCUACGGAAGAAUCAGUGCGUACGUUGGAAGACCAGGACCACCAAUUUGAAGAGGAAGAUCGGAUUGCUGCUCAGGAAGUCGACGAACUUGUCAUUGAACGAGAUGUGUUGAUGAGCAACAAUACCAAUGAGUUCACUGAAGACCCCGAGUCCCAGGAUGACCGUCGAGCACAUAUCUUAUCGCGUUUUGACAAGGGGUCCCGAGAGAUGCACUGGAAAGAUGAAAGCGAGCGGCUAUCAUGGGUCAAUCGCGAGACGGACGAUGUGGUGCGUAUGUUUAGAGAGAAGGACCGCCAGAAGAGGGAAGGAUAA